UUACUUCAACUUUGGAAUUCAAGGGUCGGAGUUAUGGCACCCAAAAAAGCAAAGAAGCGGGCAGAUGGAGCCAAUUCCAAUGUCUUCUCCAUGUUUGAGCAAGCACAAAUCCAGGAGUUCAAAGAGGCUUUUACUAUUAUGGAUCAGAACAGAGACGGAUUCAUUGACAAGAAUGACCUGAGGGAUACAUUUGCAGCUUUAGGCCGCAUAAAUGUCAAACAAGAGGAGAUUGACGAGAUGCUGAAGGAGGCACCAGGACCCAUAAACUUCACUGUCUUUCUCACCAUGUUUGGAGAGAAGCUAAAAGGUGCUGACGCAGAGGAAACCAUCCUGAAUGCCUUUAAAGUGUUCGAUCCAGAAGGAAAGGGGACUUUAAAGAAGGAUUUUCUGACACAGAUGUUAACAACGCAAGCAGACAGAUUUUCUCCAGAAGAGAUGGAGCAGAUGUUUAGUGCUUUCCCUCCAGAUGCUGCAGGAAAUCUGGACUAUAAGAACCUGGUCUACAUCAUCACACACGGAGAGGAGAAAGACCAAGAGUGAAGCAUCUUUCAUCCACCAACUUAGAUUUACACUAUAUGGUUUUCUCAGACCAGGGUCAGAAAUGAAUGGGACUCGAGACAAAACUGGCACUGAAAGUGACAAAAAUGCCCCCAAAAUUCAAAAUGUAGGGCCAAAAAAUGCCCCCAUUAUGAGUUAUUUGUAGUUUUAUUUGUAAUAUAUGCUAUAGCGUAUUUCUUUAUAUUCUAUUCUAGGCCUAGGUAUAUAUUAUUACACAUAUUAUUUAAUAAAACUUGUAUGGUAAUAAUUAAGUAUUUGACAUUACUUUUUUAUAUGAUUACAAACCAAAUGCCCUCAUAAAGGUGAAAAAUACCCCUGAAAAUCAAAUCUAGGGAGCAAAUAUUGCCUCUUAACCCUCCUAUGGUAUUGAAAAAAUGACACCUCCCUUUAGUAUUCACAGCCAUUUCUGAAUGGAAGGGUCAGAUGUGUUACCUUUUAUUUAUUUAUUUAUUUAUGUAUUUAUUUAUUUAUUUAUGAUGAUGAUGAUGAUGAUGAUGAUGAUACCAUUUCCUCUUCCCUGAAGAACAAUACAAUUAUGCAUUUCUUUUGGGAUUUUAUGCAGUUGUGAUCUUAUUUACAUGUACAUUUCUAAAAGUAACUAUUAAUUUGCAUACACAAAAAAUAAAUUCAUAACCUACACUUCUUGAAGUUGAAACAUGAAGAAAUAACAAGAAUGUGACAUAAAUUGGAGGCAGAUUGCUGCCAUCUGGUGAACAAAAUAUAAAUAACAUGACUUGGAAACCAUGUCAUGCCAGUAACAGCCAGUGGAUGGCUGUAGCCACCUACUGUAUAGUCUGAUGGCUUGUUGUAAACUAAUUUUAUAUUUUAACACAAGAUAUGCAUUUGGAUAUAUAUUUAAACAUGAUCAAACUAUUAUUUGUCAAAGUUUAGCAUUUUAAAACAGAUUUGAAGUGUCAGUUCAUGUCAUUAUGCUUGCAAUCAAACCUGACCAUGGUGUUACAAAGGAGGCACCACAAAUUUCUGACCAUGAAUACCAAAGGUGUUGCUUUUGUUUUUACGACCACUUAGACUUAUCAAAUUAAGACCAAUUUAUUUAUUUAUUUAUUUAUUAUGUUCAGAUGCCAAAUGGAAGAAAAGUCGCAAAGUCUUGUACUGCUCAGAUAAAGGAAACCAUUUUUAUUAAAUUAGGAAAAUAUAUUUCGGUCAAAAAUGACCGAAUACUAUAGGAGGUUUAAUGGAAAAGAUAUUUUCUGACAUUGUCUCAGAUGUAGUUCUGCAUACAGUUUGUGAUACAACAAAUAUGUUUGUUGUUCGUUAUCGUCUUUUAUUUCUAACACAGAAUCAAACAUUUAAACCAGUGUCAGCAGAAAUGACCUUUUCCAUAAAUGGGCAAUAAUUGCCCCCUAGAUUUGAUUUUUCAGUUGUGUGUUUUUGUUUUUUACAUUUAUGAGGGUAUUAUUAUUUUCUAAACAUAUAAAUAUCAUACUGUCAUUCUUUUAUUCAGAUACUCAGAUCUCAAGUCAUUAACAUAAAUUCUCAAUCUGAAUAAUUAGACUGAAAAUAUAUUUCCUCCUACCCAUAAGAUUAAAUCAAACAUAAGUGAUAUUUUAUAUGUUAAUUUUUAUAUCUAGGCUUAUGAUAUGGUAUAAAUAAAAAAACUGAAACUUGGGCAUUUUUUGCCCCCACAUUUUGAAUUUCAGGCAUUUUUAUUUGAUUUUAUUUUUUCACUUUUGGGGGCAUUUUUGCCCCAAGCCCCCCUUAAUUUCUGACCCUGAUUUAAAAAAAAAAAAAAAAAAAAAAUGCCUUUAAUUUUAGGGUUGGUUUUGUGAUUUUAAUGUGGAUUGAGGUUUUUGUUGUCAAAUUAAGAGUUUGAUAAUGUAAGCAAAUGAUAUAAAUUCCCUAAUAAAAUGCAUGCACGAAAGUCU
Molecule: messenger RNA, 2444 nt
Organism: Myxocyprinus asiaticus (Chinese sucker)
Lineage: Eukaryota; Metazoa; Chordata; Actinopteri; Cypriniformes; Catostomidae
Product: myosin regulatory light chain 2, ventricular/cardiac muscle isoform
Exons: 7
Coding region: 34-540 (168 amino acids)
Biological process (GO): cardiac muscle contraction; muscle cell fate specification; heart development
Cellular component (GO): cytoplasm; myofibril
Molecular function (GO): calcium ion binding
Source: RefSeq, a predicted model, not a curated record